AUGUGCACACUAUUCCAGUUUAUAUUUCGACAGAUAAACGCAGAUGAGAGUCGAAUUCAAGAAUCCGAGUAUAAAUUUGCCAUUGAACUGCUGCGUUAUGUGACCCGAAAUGGGCACACAUCGUUUGUGAUAUCACCGUUCUCAAUCGCCAUCACCCUAUCGAUCCUAAGCUAUGGUGCUGUCGGUAAUACGCAAGCACAAAUCGAUAAACUGAUAGCAAAUGGCAUAGAACAUCAACGAACUCAGAACUACUUCAAAACUCAUAAUGAUCAGCUGCAAAAUUCCUCAUCAAAUUCCACCAUCAGCAACACUGCCUUCCAUUCACUGAACCUUAUUGUGAUUCGACAAAAGAAUAAUCUCACCUCAAUAAACGAGCAGUUCAGGCUUAACACCGUGCACGAAUAUUAUCGUUCUCAGAUCAUGCUCAACGACUUCUCAAAUGCAACGGAUUUAAUUUCCGUGCGUUCAACUUGUUCACAUUACAAAGUUUAUCGAACACUUCUUCAACGAGUCAUUUUCAAGGAUAUUGAUGAGUGGAUUAGAGCUGAAUCCGAUUCGUACAUUGAUACGAUUGCAAAUCAAGCGAACACACGUCCACAGUCAAAAAUUCUCGUCUUCAACGCCGUUUGGAUGUGGGCUGAGUGGAUCAAGAAAUUCAAAAACGAAGAAACCUUUCUGAAGGAUUUCUAUGUGAAUCAAGAUGAAAUCAAACGGGUUAACAUGAUGCCAAUUUGGGCAUAUGGCACAUAUCGAUAUGGCGAGAACGCUGAUCUGCAGGUGGUUGGAAUACCGUUUAGUGACGAAGAAACGUACAUGUAUAUAUUCUUAACGAGGGAUAGGUAUGCGGUGUUGAAUGACUUUAUAAAGGAUAUGGACUAUCAACGGAUUAUCGCUCUGAUAAAUCGAUGUAAAAUUGUGGAUGUUGAAGUUGGUCACUGUUUAACUUAG
Messenger RNA from Anisakis simplex (herring worm), 948 nucleotides. Lineage: Eukaryota; Metazoa; Nematoda; Chromadorea; Rhabditida; Anisakidae. The record is from the annotation of a GenBank genome assembly.